UUGAUUUAGCGGGGUUAAUAAACAACAGAACCCCACCAAUAUCUCGGCGGAAGCACAGGCAGCCUGGCCACCGGCUGAGGCAAGCGGCAUCCACCGCCUGCCCGCCAGGCCGCCCGUUCCUCCCUGCCUUCCUCCCUCCGGGCAGCCGCGGAGGCUUUCCUUGCCUCUCGCCGGCGAGCGGAGGAGGAAGAGCCGCCGCCGCAGCGCCUGCCCCGGGGCCGGAUCGGCGGCCGCUGGCCAAGGUGGGUGGGCGCAGCCGGUCCGGGGCUGCGGGCAGCAGCUCCCGAAUCACCGAUCGCUUCUGCAGAGGCCGGGGCCGAGGCCUGCCCACCCGUUCCGUGCCGAGCGGCGGCGAGGAGAGGCGUGCGGCCGGGCGGACAGCGGGUGCCGGCCCUCGGCAUCGCCCGCCGCGGAUAUGAUGGAGCUCCUAGAGGAAGAUCUCACCUGUCCCAUUUGCUGUAGCCUGUUCGAUGAUCCUCGUGUCCUGCCCUGCUCCCACAAUUUCUGCAGAAAGUGUCUGGAAGGUAUUCUUGAGGGAAAUGUGCGGAAUGUGCUUUGGAGACCAUCCCCUUUCAAGUGCCCCACGUGCAGGAAGGAAACUCCUGUUACUGGCAUCAACAGUUUGCAAGUCAACUACUCCCUGAAAGGUAUCGUGGAGAAGUACAACAAAAUCAAAGUAACUCCGAAAAUGCCCGUGUGCAAAGUGCACAGCGGGCAACCCCUUAACAUCUUCUGCCGGACAGACAUGCAGCUGAUCUGUGGGGUUUGUGCCACCCGUGGUGACCAUACAAAGCACGUUUUCUGUUCUAUUGAAGAAGCUUAUUCCCAGGAGAAGCGGGCCUUUGAAACCCUCUUUCAGGGCUUUGAAACGUGGCGUUGUGGAGAUGCCCUCUCGCGGCUGGAUACCUUAGAAACCAGUAAGAGGAAAGCUCUGCAGAUGCUGACCAAAGAUUCUGACAAAGUGAAAGAGUUCUUUGAGAAGCUGCAGCACACGCUGGAGCAGAAGCGUAAUGAGAUUCUCUCUGACUUUGAGACCAUGAAGCUUGCAGUGAUGCAGGCCUACGACCCGGAAAUCAAUAAACUGAACACCAUUCUGCAGGAGCAGCGGAUGGCUUUUAACAUUGCAGAGGCCUUCAAAGAUGUGUCUGAGCCUAUUAUAUUUCUGCAGCAGAUGCAGGAGUUCAGGGAAAAAAUCAAGGUGCUCAAAGAAACUCCUUUACCUUGUUCCAGUGUGGACAUCAGCCCUACAAUGAAGAGCUUUGAUACCAGCCAGUGGAAUGGCAUAAAGCUAGUUGAUGUGGACAAACUUUCCUUGCCUCAGGAAAACAACACUCUUAAAUUCAAGAUUCCCUCAGUCUUUUCGCGCAGAUUUGUAGUGAAUUCUCUUAUUUGCUUGCUUAUUCUUGCUGUCACCAGGAUGUCCUUUGUGGAGUCAGUUGUUGACAAUCUCCAGUGCUGGAGAUCUCAAUUCUUUGCAAUUAACUUGUCCUAUUUGGCAGAUACGGUGGAGAUAGCAGAUCACGCAGUCUUUUACUGGGAACAGAUGACAGAUGGAGCUUCACUUCUAAGAGAAAAGUGUAAAAACUAUACAUUGGUUGUACUGGAUAAUGUUGCACAGUUUGUGUGCAAGUAUAAACUGUUGUGAAGUAGGAAUAGAAGAAGUAAGAGAAAUCUGGUGAAGAAAACAUAGAACUUCUCAAGAUUAAUUGGGUUUUCAAGACUUCCAGUGAAAACAUUCCAAGAUUCAAAAUGUUUCCAAAACAUUCAUGCUAUUCACACAGUUUGAGUGCUGAUAAACUGGAAGAUGAAAUGGAGCUUUGAAAAACACAUUGUUUUGGAUUCUUCUUUUAGUGGUGAUUAUGGGAAUAUUAUUCACUGUAAAUCAUUCUUCUUACCAAAAUAUAGGGCAAAAGUGUGUAUGUAGUUUAAUGUUAAUUGUAGAAUAAGAUAAAAAAUGUCACUUCCUCAGAGGUCACAGUUAAAAACACUUACUGUUUUUUCCUAAAUGGGAGGUGGUUGGGAAAGAGGAAGAAGAGUUGUGACUGAGAAGAGCACUGUACUGAGAGGCUGGCUGCGGACUGCCCUGCCGCUGCAAAAUAGAGCAUGCAUCCUUCACGUUCUGGAGCCACUUUCUAUCUGAGGAUGUUACUUCUCUCUAGAACAGAUACAUGUACUUUUUUGUAUAACCAAAUGUUGUGAUGAUCCUGUGCAUUCAGAUUACUGUAGGUUAUUGUUUACAUGUUCUGUACAAAAAAGUAUCUUCAGGACAAGCAUAAAUUCUAGAGUAAAGAGAAAUCAGUUGAGGUUGGUAAGAGAAGAACAAGCUAGAAGGUAGUACAUGCUUUGCAGAUAGUACAAACUUUGCAGUCUACUUUUCCAACAUCAAAUCGCAGGGAUAACUGAGCUGUCUUACUAAAUCCAUGUUUCUCUGAAGCCACACUUUCUUAAAAAGUGGCCUUAAUGUGUUGAAUUUAGUGUGGUGAAAGGCAUGCCUGGGUCAGCUGCUAGUGCUCUAGCCCUGCAAAGGUGGCAGGUAGAGCAGUUUCCUUCCUGUCCCUCUCUUGACUCCAGAUCGUCAUUCCAAAAGCCAGGAAAAAUGAUGGGAUGAUUCCUUGGAACAGAGUGCAUAAAGUGACAGGAGUAUGGAUGUUGUUAGUGCUUUAGCAUUGGAACAUAUAUAGGCUCUUCUAGUGUUACUAUAUUUUUGUGUACCUUGUUUCAGGAGCUAGUUGAAUUUUCUGAGUGUAUUAACUUGGCUGUGGGAUAACAGUGAUCUGAAGUGAACUGUAAGCUUGAGUUCUCUGAAGUGCCCUUCUUUAAGAGCGUACAAUACUGAGAUGUAUUGCUUGAAGAGCAUCUAACCUCUUUUUGCAGUGGUCCUAUGAACACCAAUAUAUAGAAUGAAAACAUGUAGUUGAAUUUUCUGCGAAACAAACAUGAAGUGUGCCAUACUUUGGGGAUAUUCAUUAGCUUCUCUCAAGGUUUAAUAAGUUAUGACGGUCAAUUCACUGUCUUUGCAAGCUGUUCAUUUCAAAAAUGAAACAUUAAAUUCCAAGAAUCAAAGUUUCCAAGCAACCAAACCCUGCAAACAAAACUAUUGUACAUGAUAUUUACAUCUUUGUUGCCUGGGAAUACUGUCGCUGCUCCACACCUCACUCCAAACACUUGGUAAAAGCACUGAAUGGUUCUUGCAGCUGCAGAUGCCUUGCAGUUUAGGAAAGAUCAAGUCACAGACACGUAGAUCAGACAGUUACAAUUUGUGAGUGGCUGAAAAAGCAAUGAGUAAUCGAGAGGUGGUAGUUGUGAGUGUGGGAGGGGUGAGAUUUGUAACCCGGGCUUCUACCUUGCAGCAGUUCCCUGAGUCCAGGCUGGCACGGAUGUUGAAUGAUGAUGACCGGGAAUUUAAACUGGUGAAUGGAGAGUUUUUUGUGGACAGAGAUGGAACUUUGUUUAGUUACAUCAUGGACUUCUUGAGGACUCUCCAGGUCUCCUUACCAAUUGAUUUCUCAGACUAUCAGAGGCUGCAGAGGGAAGCAGAAUUCUAUGGGCUCUACCCUCUGGCUGACCUCCUGAGCCAGGAACACUUGCUGAAGCCAAGGCUGGAGAUCUUGGAAGUGCGUUUUUCUCUCCAAGAGAUGCAGGCCUUUUUCCGGAUCUUUGGUUCCUGCAGUGCCACUGUUGAGACACUAGCUGAGCAGAUCACGGUGUUCAUGGGGCAGCAGUCAGGACAGAGCUGGAACAGCCCUUUUCCUUCUCAGAAACCACUUGUUCCGCUUCCUUUGGAAAGACCUUCUCAUCAUGACAUGGUUUUUCAGUGCGGUACUGACUACUCUGCUGGUGACCAGUUUGUGGCCAGGUACUCUCCCUAGUGUGACUUCUCAUUAUGGAGAUGUCUUUAUGACUUGUAGUUCGUAAAGUACAUGCUACGUGCUAGUAAAGCUCAUUUUAAAGUAGCUAUCAGACAGCUGUCUGAGAGAAAUGUUUCCUUCUUUCUGCUAGUUUAAUGUUAUCUUUUUCUAGUUCUGAAAUACUCAGUUUAAUUUGCUACAUGGAUUUGCCUAUUCUUCAGCUUUCUAAACGCUGAUCUUGAUGUUUGGGUUUGUGUUCAGUUGGGUCUUUUUCUCCCUCUACCCUUUCCUUCUAACUCGCUCUCCCAGGCUUUAGAAUUCCAUGGCAUCAGUGACCUUCUAGAGGACUUGAAAAACACAGAGUAAAAUCAAGCAAAGCAAACAAAAUAAAUAAGAAGUGAAGUACUGGGGAAGCCUAAAAUCUCUACUAGCUCAUGGUCCAAAAGACUUUCAUAUGGAAAAGGG
This is a messenger RNA of Strigops habroptila (Kakapo), 4313 nucleotides long. It is a transcript of the gene TRIM13, whose product is annotated as tripartite motif containing 13. NCBI's taxonomy places the organism in Eukaryota, Metazoa, Chordata, Aves, Psittaciformes, Psittacidae. The record is from RefSeq and is a predicted model, not a curated record. The transcript is spliced from 2 exons. The coding region runs from base 416 to 1645 and encodes 409 amino acids. Gene Ontology annotation, molecular function: zinc ion binding. Gene Ontology annotation, biological process: innate immune response; positive regulation of canonical NF-kappaB signal transduction; positive regulation of macroautophagy.